Molecule: messenger RNA, 1104 nt
Organism: Pseudozyma flocculosa PF-1
Lineage: Eukaryota; Fungi; Basidiomycota; Ustilaginomycetes; Ustilaginales; Ustilaginaceae
Exons: 12
Coding region: 1-1104 (367 amino acids)
Biological process (GO): cytoplasmic translation
Cellular component (GO): cytoplasm
Molecular function (GO): GTPase activity; GTP binding
Source: RefSeq, a predicted model, not a curated record
AUGGGCAUCAUCGAGAAGAUCAAGGAGCUCGAGGACGAGGUGGCAAGGACCCAGAAGAACAAGGCCACAGAAUACCACCUUGGACAGCUCCGUGCCAAGAUCGCCAAGCUACGCCAUGAGCUGCUCGAACCGCCAAAAAAGUCGGGCAAGCCCGGCGAGGGCUUCGAUGUGAUGAAGUCCGGAGAUGCCCGCGUCGCCCUCAUCGGCUUCCCGUCAGUCGGAAAGAGUAGCUUCCUCUCCCAGGUGACCGACACCAAGUCAGAGGCGGCCGCCUACGAGUUCACAACCCUCACAUGUCAGCCGGGUGUCCUUGAAUACGAAGGAACCAAGAUCCAGAUCCUCGAUUUGCCCGGUAUCAUCGAAGGCGCCUCCGAGGGAAAAGGCCGCGGUCGACAGGUCGUCUCGGUGGCCAAGACGGCAGACAUGAUCCUUAUGAUGCUUGACGCAACGAAACCAGACAAGCAGAGGGCGCUGCUCGAGUACGAGCUGGAAGCGGUCGGAAUUAGGCUCAACAAGGUCAAGCCGGAUGUCGUGCUCAAGCGCAAGAACGCCGGAGGCAUCGUCAUCACAAAGGCCAUGGGCCUGACGCUGACCAAGAUCGACGAGAAGAUGAUCCGCUCGAUCCUGCAAGGCUACAAGAUGCACAACACGGACGUGAUGAUCCGCGAAGACAUUACGGUCGACGAGUUCAUCGACGUUGUGCUAGGCAACCGGAAGUACACGCCUUGCCUGUACGUCUACAACAAGAUCGACAGCAUCAGCAUGGAGCAGCUCGACAAGCUGGCGCGCCAGCCCAACAGCGUCGUUAUCAGCGUCACGUCCGACCUCAACAUCGACUACCUCAAGGACAGGAUGUGGGAGCUGCUCGGCAUCAACCGAAUCUACACAAAGAAGCGCGGCGAGCGUCCCGACCUGUCAGACCCAUUGGUCGUCAGGAAGGGAGCGACGAUCGAGCACGUGUGCCACCAAGUCCAUCGAGCGCUGGUCGACAAGUUCAAGUACGCGCUCGUCUAUGGAAAGAGCAGCAAGUUCCCUGGGAGUCAAAAGGUGGGGCUCAACCAUGUUGUGGCGGCCGACGACGUCGUCUCCAUCUUUACGAAGUGA